CCGCAGAAAUAUUGGACGUGCUCGUCUUCUUGCAAGACGUCCGCCCCGCCCCGCUCCGGCGCUGACUUCAGGUCCCCGGCGGCCGCCGUAGCCGGAACUGUUUGGAGCGCGGCGGCCCGGGUGUGGGAGGGCGAGCGGCGGCAGCCCCGGCGCCCUCAGCCCUGUCAACCGCACGCCGGUCAGCGGAGAGGACGUGCGAAGGGAACGGUGCUCGGCGACCGCAUCUGACAUACGACCACCAGCCCGGCGUCGCGGCCUCGCCGCAGCCGGAGCUGCCCGGCCCGGUUGGUUCUGCGGGCGCCCGCGGAGGCCCGGGAUCCGGGAUCCAGACUGCCGGGAGGCGUGGAUGAAAAAGGAUGACAGUGAAGUUGGGUGACGCCGGCAGCGGGGAGGAAGGGCUCAAGAAGCUGGGCAAGCGGACGGCCGAUGAGGAGUCGCUGGACGGAGAGGGGCCCGGCGGCGCGGACGCGGCGGAGGACAGCAGCAGCAGCACAAAGAGGGACGGGCAGACCCCUCGGGCCGCAGGAGCCCCGGCGCCACCCAGAGGGUUACCGACGCCGUCCCCACCACAGGGCAGUCCCCAAGACCAGCACCACUUCCUCAGGUCCAGCGUGCGGCCACAGAGCAAGAGGCCCAGGAAGGACGCGCCCUGUGCUGUGGGCAGUGGCGGUGCCAGCGGUUCCGGGCCGCGCGGAAAAGGAGGUGACAGUGGCGCAUCAUCUUCUGGAAACAUCUCUGUGGUUGCUCCUGCCACCCCUGCAGGAGGUUCGCGCUCCUCUUCCCGGAACUUAGGAUCAUCAGGGCCUGAGAAGGAAGAAGGAAAGAAGGUCCGGAGGCAGUGGGAGUCGUGGAGCACAGAGGACAAGAAUACCUUCUUCGAGGGACUGUAUGAGCAUGGAAAAGACUUUGAAGCCAUUCAGAACAACAUUGCUCUCAAAUACAAGAAGAAAGGCAAACCUGCAGGCAUGGUGAAGAACAAAGAGCAGGUCCGCCACUUCUACUACCGCACCUGGCACAAGAUCACCAAGUACAUUGACUUUGACAAUGUGUUCUCUCGAGGGCUAAAGAAAUCAUCCCAGGAACUCUAUGGUCUUAUCUGCUAUGGAGAGCUACGAAAGAAGAUCGGGGGUUGUAUGGAUGACAAGAAUGCAACGAAGCUGAAUGAACUCAUUCAGGUUGGAGCCACCACAGUACGCUAUAAAGGGAGAAAUCUGAGGAUCAAGGCACCCAUGUGUCGGGCCCUAAAGAAACUCUGCGAUCCAGACGGUAUAAGUGAUGAAGAGGACCAGAAGCCAGUGCGCCUACCCCUGAAAGUCCCUGUAGAGCUACAACCACGGAACAACCACGCCUGGGCACGAGUACAGAGCCUGGCCCAGAACCCGCGUCUCAGGAUGAUUGUGGAGCUACAUCGAAAAGUCUCUAGCCUCAUUGAGUUCUUGAAGCAGAAGUGGGCACUCCAUGAAGUACGAAUUCGGAAGACACUUGAGGAGAGGCAGCUGCAGGUCUCAAGCACAGCGCAGACCCAGGAGAAGGUGGCAUUGCACCUGUUCCCAGGCGAGAACUGUACGCUGACACCACUGCCGGGUGUGGCCCGUGUGGUACACUCCAAGGCCUUCUGCACUGUACACUGGCAAGAGGGUGGCCGGUGUAAGCAGGGCACCAAGGACACACACUCGCUGCCUCCAGCCCAGAUCCUGGGCAUCCAGAGUGGUCAGGGAAUAGCCCGGGGCCAGGUGAAGUGCCAGAGGGGCAGUACUGAAGGCAAAGGUGGGGGGCGGCUCCUUCCUAAUGCAGAUGCUUCACACAGCUCAGGGGAGAGUUCCCCUGAGAGUGCUCCUGGAGAGGGGCCAGCUCCAAGUAUGAGCAGCUCGGAUGCCCCUGACAGGCCUCCUCAUGGGCACCAAACCUCUGGCCCACAGCUUGAGAAGACCCCUCUAGCAGCCCUUGCAGUGGGUGGGGACAGCCCCAUUCAAGAAUCUGGGGCCCUGCCAUGUUCCUGCGGCCACCCCCCAGAUUUGGACGAUGAACUCUCACUCCUUGACCCCUUUCCCCGAUACCUGAAGUCUUGCCAGGAUCUCAUCAUCCCAGAGCAGUGCCGCUGUGCAGACACACAUUCUGGGAGAGAGCACCCACUUCUUGGCCGGGUAGCUUCCCCAGAGGCCCUCAUGCCCAGCAGCAGAGAUGUUGCCGACACCGGUCACCCUGGCCCGGACCCUCAAACUGGCACCGAUCCUCAACUUAACCCCAGGCUUCUGCCAGAUAUUUGUACUAAAGAGCUGGCAGAUACAGCUCCUGAAGAGUCCCAGGAGAAAGGAAGCCCCUCAGAACCUCUGUUGUCUCAGGGACAGCCUGCUGCCAGGCCAUCAAAGGAAGUCCCUGCCAGCCAGCUGGCCCAGCAGCUGCGUGAGGAGGGCUGGAGCCUGCAGACCUCGGAGAGCCUCACCCUGGCUGAAGUCUACCUCAUGAUGGGCAAGCCGAGCAAGCUGCAGCUGGAGUAUGACUGGCUGGCUGUGCUGGGCCCUGAGAGCCAGCCACCCACAGCACAGGGCCAGGGUGCCCUGCCCCGCUCCCCGCCUUCAGCCCUCCACCAGCAGCGCCUCCUGAACUGCCUCCUGAGGCUCAUCUCCACUGAGGUCCAUCCCAAGAUGGCUUUUGAAGCAAACACAGCAUCAACAGCUUCAGUGAGGCCCACCCAGGAGGAACAGUCCACAACCCCCCCAGGGAAGGUAGUGACCAUCAGCUCUCGGAGUCCCCGCUGCUCUCGAAAUCCAUCUGCCCUCCGAAGCAGCAAGACUUUCCCAUCUGGUUCUGCACCUUGUUCUCCAGGUUUGAGAAAUCCCCCAAGGCCUCUCUUGGUGGCUGGUUCCUCCAACACAGGAAGCAGUGACUCAGAUGGUGGCCUCUUUGUUGUCCCAACGACUUUGCCACCCAAUAGUCGACAUGGAAAGCUCUUCUCUCCCAGUAAGGAGGCGGAGCUGACGUUCAGACAGCACCUGGACUCCAUCAGCAUACAGUCAGACUUCUUCUCACCAAAACCCAAAAAACUACGGAAACGGCACUUACGAAAGCCACUGGUGGUCCAGAGGACACUGCUCCCUAGACCUUCUGAAAACCAGUCCCACAAUGUGUGCUCCUUCUCCAUCCUGUCCAAUUCUCCUAUAGCUGGGAGAGGCUGGUUCCGGCCCAUCCAGUCUUCUCUGACCAAAGCAGCUCUGUCUCGACCGAUAGUGCCCAAGGUCCUCCCAUCUCAGGCCACCAGUCACCUGCCCAGUGCCAUCGACUUAGCAGCUCAAAGUGCUGGCAUCAUCCCUGGAAGUCCCUUGCCAGUUUUAGAUACCGAUGGCUCAUCUGGCGUCUCUCCACUGUCUUCAGAACAAGUAACCACUGCCAUCUCGGGGCAGAGUGACACUGGACCACACCAGAACAGAGACCCUGUUAGUUCCAUAAGUGGUACUAGUGACCCGUUUAUCAGCGUUCCAAGACAAGAGCAGGAGCCAAUGACAGACGGUUUCCAGGGAUCAUCUGUUCUAUCCUUACCUGAGCUGCCCAAGGCUCAUCUCCAGAAUGGCCUUUCCACACCUUUACCCUCAUCAGAGAGCUCCAGCACUCGGCUCUCCCCACCCAAUGUUUCUGCACUGCUGGACAUAUCCCUACCUGGCCCGCCUGAGGAUGUUCUCUCACAGGGAGAACCUGCCACACAGAUCAGUGACUCCAUCAUUGAGAUUGCCAUCAGCUCUGGCCAGUACAGUGAAGGAGUUCCUCUUUCUCCAGCAAAACUGAAUGGCAGUGACAGUUCCAAGAGUCUCCCUUCCCCAUCCAGCAGCCCCCAACCCAACUGGAUUGCCUCUCCCACUCAUGACCCGCAGUGGUACCCCAGCGACUCCACAGAUUCCUCGCUCAGCAGCUUGUUUGCCAGCUUCAUAUCCCCAGAGAAGAGCAGGAAGAUGCUACCAACUACUGUUGGGGCCAACAGCGGCACAUCUUUGCUUGGCCCUAGCUUGUUGGAUGGAAAUUCAAGGGACUCUUUCGUGUCCAGGUCUCUUGCUGAUGUUGCAGAAGUGGUAGAUUCCCAGCUGGUGUGCAUGAUGAAUGAGAACAGCAUUGACUACAUAUCUCGAUUUAAUGACCUGGCCCAAGAAUUGUCCAUCAAUGAGCCUGGCCGCCGAGAGGUUCUUUUUGAUGGUGGAGGAGGUGGUAAUCCUGUUGGUGACCUCUCUCAGUGACUGUGCCUUGUGACAUGGGCAUCCUGGAAUCCACAAGGGAAGACUACGGGCUGGCCCAUAGAAACCGUCUUCACAGUAGAGAGAGUCAAGCCCAGAAUCCCCAGAAGACAGUGAACCAGAGCACCUCUAACAGCAUACGAUAUGCAGCCAUAGGAGCAACUGAUCAUGGCCUGUCCCAACAAGCAGGGGCAGUACCAUACACAGACCAGGACAAGCUCUGAGAAGGGUAGAUAGACAUGAGAAAUUUUUUAAGUAUCAGAGCCCUUACUCACAGUCCUGUAGCCUGUGUGGCAAUUCCAACUGUGUGUCUGCAUGUUAAGCCUUCUAGAGGGUCUCUCAAGAGACAUGCCUGGUGUUCCUUUUGUCUUGGGAGCUGUUAUCCUGUGUGCAGGGAAGCCACCGCCACUGCUGCUUUCUUGCUGAUAUCCUUUCCCCACUUGGCUGUUAUGUCUGCAGUGAGGUUGCAAGGGACAGUGAGUGUGGACCAGGCUUUUGCUUGGUGGUAUCUGCAAGCUAAUACACUUCCUGGAUGCCUUGACUAUGAAGCAGAGAAAGAUCCCAGAGUCAUGUAGCUAGCAGAGGUUUGAUUCUUCCUGGAGUAAGAAGGGGGAAAGAAAGUAUGGGUGUAUGGAUGUUUUAUAGGGUCCUACAAAGCUGGUUGGAAAUGGUUUUCUUGUGGUUUAAGAAUUAGGAGACAUGGGCAAGGAAUAGUAAGAGUCCUCUAUGUAGGUGGCUCUGUUCUCUUCCUGUCCUGUGCUUAAUGCCCAGUUCUUUCUAGAUGACCUAAGACACCAUUCCUCUUUACUUGCCUGCCCCCCCCCCGGCCCCCCCAGUACACUGCUGUGUUUACAGAUAAAGCUUUAUGUGUGCUCUAAUUUUUCAUGUGUUGUUGCUGGUGUCUGAGGGGUGUCUUGGCCCCAGGCUGCCUCUCUUCCUGUUCUGGGACUCAAGCAGGGUUUAGAUGUCAGAGUAUGGUAAGAGCUCACCACUUGGUGUUUCAGCACUCUCUUCUGGAGCCCAACAGUGUUCAGCAGUCAUGAUUGUGGCCAUCCUGCUUAGAAUGGUGCCAACAAGAGUUCCAUCCCCUCCUU
Molecule: messenger RNA, 5314 nt
Organism: Peromyscus eremicus (cactus mouse)
Lineage: Eukaryota; Metazoa; Chordata; Mammalia; Rodentia; Cricetidae
Gene: Cramp1
Product: cramped chromatin regulator homolog 1
Exons: 21
Coding region: 357-4223 (1288 amino acids)
Biological process (GO): pattern specification process
Cellular component (GO): nucleus
Molecular function (GO): chromatin binding
Source: RefSeq, a predicted model, not a curated record